GAUGGAGGAUUAAUCUAAAGAAAUUAAGAUUUUUUUUCCUGAAAUUCGCUUAUGUCAUUAAUACAAAUACUCAAGAUACUAAAUAAAAUGUAAAUUAAUUUAUAUGUCGCUAUUUUCGAUGUUGUUAUGGUUUAACUGUAUGUUAUCCUAGAAUAUCGAAUGCUCCAUAUUGUUUCCGUAAUAAUUUUGCUAUUAACACUUUUAUUUAAAGACAUUGAGAAUGCAAGAGGCUUGCAUAACAUCUCAUUUCCAUUGCAAUACCUGUGCCAAAUGGUCUCCUAGUUUAGGUAAUACAUCGGACAGUGACGUGCAAGAAAAUGAAUCGAGCAAACUUAGGAAUACCUUAAAUAACUUCGGUGUCUGCCCCUAAGUAAUCGGUGAGUUUUGGCAAUUUCCAUGUGAUUAUAAUGAGAAACUAAAAAAAUAGAAUGCUAUCACUGAACCUAAAAAGUUUAAAAGGUAGCCUGAUUUAUAGGGUGGGAGGAAGACUCGUGGAAGGAAAUUUUUCAUUGGCUCAUAACAGGUUUAUCAUCGACUUAUUAAAAUGGCUGCACCAUCACCUCUUCAACCUUUAAAGGAUGUAAUGCAAGUGUUUCAUGAUGUACAUCCUCCAACGAGAAGCCUGAUUGGUCAUACUUGGAUACCUCGUUUUAUUGAAACUCCUCAUGUUGAGCUUACAAAAGCACUAUUAUGUGGUGUUGAUUGUGAUGAAGUUUAUCCUGGUAUUUUUGUUGGUGAUGAGGGGACAGCGAGAAAAAAGGAUUUUUUAGCUGCAGUUGGCAUCACUCAUGUUUUAAAUACUGCUGAAGGCAAUGGUUUUGGACAAGUGCUUACGGGUGCUGAUUUUUAUGCUGAUUGUAAAAUCAAAUAUUUGGGUUAUAAUUUAAUUGAUGCUACUAGAACAAGAAUUAUCGAUCACUUUGAAGAGGGUGUCAACUUCAUCGAAGAUGGUGUGAAAAAUGGGAAAGUUCUUGUUCAUUGUUUAAUGGGAAUGUCAAGGUCUGUAUCAUUUGUAGCUGCUUAUCUUAUUCUUAAGAAAAAUAUGACCGCAAAAGAGGCUUUGACAACUAUUCGUAAGCGAAGAGAAGUGAGGCCAAAUGAUGGAUUUUUAGUUCAGCUAUUGCAACUCGAAGCUAAAGGUUUGGAGAAGAAAUAAAAACAUGUAGUUUAUAGUGUGUAUUACCAUUUGCUUUCAAUUGUCAAAUGCAUGUAUCUUAUAUUUAAGUAUGUUUAGCAAUAUACUGAUGUUUGCAGAUGCCUUAAAGAAAAUAAUUGUAUUUUUUUACCGAAAUCAUAAUUUUCGUGCUAUGAACGUAAUUACAAGUACAAAAAUUUUACUAUAUCCCAACAUUUCAUAAUUCAGUGUAAUGUGAUGUCAUGGGAAGUUUUAUAAUAAUAAUAGCUGAGAUUUUUAUUGAUUUUAACUAUACCUUAACUGGUAUGUAAACUAUUUUAACACAUGCAAUGUACUACAAUGUAGACUUAUAUACUAUAAUUUAGAGAACUGCUUCCUCAUUUCGCUCUUGUUCCACUAAAGUUUUUAUCCAUUCUCUUAACUUUCAAAUGACUGUAACCCUAUAUAAACGUAGUUCCUAUGUAUAGUAACUUGGCUAUGCAUUAUAAGAUAAGACUGAUUAUAGAACUACCUAAUUAAAAACUGCUGCACAGUUAGUGUUUCUUUUGAAAGCUGUACUAAAUGUUAAACAAAGUUAAUUACUUAGAUUUAGAUUUUCAUGAAUUUAGUGCAAAUCGACAUCUUUGUAGAGACUGAUGCUAAAAAAGAAAUUAUUUGGUCAUGAUUUUAUUCUUUAUGCAAUGACAAAAUGAUCUGGAAAAAAGUUACCACAAUAUGCCUUUAUUUUUAAUGUGCUAACUUUAAAAAAGUUUGAACAUUGGAAAAAAAUAUUUUAUGAUAAAUAGUUCGUAUUCUCCCCCCCCCCCCAGUAAGAUCCUUUAUUCUUUACCAAAGUAUGAAAAAGCUUAUAAGUAUUCUUUUGUUAGCAUUACAUUUCCAUAAGGCUGUGAAUCAAUCUAAAUUGAUUAUGAUCUGCAACAUUGUAAUUCAUAUUUUUUGUAAUUUGCUUGUAUUAUUUUUGAGGCAAAAAUGCUAAUUCAGCAAUUUUCACCAGCUUGCUCUUGAAAGUAGUCUCCCUUUCUAGCAUAUAGUCACUUUACUAUACUUAGACAUUAUUUCUAUAACUAGCUGUUGCCAUUCAAAAGUUAAAAAAGUGGAUAUGACUUUUGGUCAUACUGUGUAUAAUAUAUUUUGUUAAUUAAAAUUUUAUUAUAUAAGUUAUAAUUAUCAAAAUUAAUUUGUGUUAAAUGCAAAUCUUAUGCGUGCAAACAUUUACCGAUUUAAAAUUUAUUGUGUAAUAAUUUAUUCAAUUGUAAAUUAUAGAUUAAAAUAUUAGCAAUAAAUUAACUUGAAUGUAAAUACAGUGAAACCUUGGUUAAGCAGACAUUCUUGGGAUCGAAAUAAUUGGGCGUUAAUGAGAGUGGUCUUUUUAUGGGAAGGUGCACCAAUAACGAAGACUAAAAUUAUAAAUGGUCUUUAGAAUAAGUCCAAUGAUAUUAAAAUAAUAAAAUAAAAUAAUUAUUUACAUUAAUAUUUAUUUAAACUUACAAAAUUAUAAUAUUUAUAGUACAAAAAUAAUAGAUGUCUUCUUCUUGUUCCUUAUCCCCAAAAUUAGCAGGGCUAAACAAUGUCCAUGAAAUUCAUGACCCGGAGAAAGUCGGUCACCAAAAGUGGGUUAUCUAGAAUGUUUAAUAGAUGUAGAAUUAUGAUGUAUAAACAUGUCUUUAUUGUAUAUUUAUCUAGUUAAAAAGAAAGACUUGCUUUGAAGCAGCUGCGACUUACUAUAUUUUCAUGGUAAAUUUUUAAACCAUUUAGCAUUUUUGCACCAAUUUCUUCACUUUUGGAUUGAUGAAAAUGUUUUAGUUCCUCAAUACAAGUCUGAACAUCAUAUAACGUUUCCACUUUUGACUCUUUUUCAAAAAGCAUCACUUGAGUAUUAUUUCUUCAUUAUCACUCUACACAUUAUUUGCAACCAUCUCAACAAUUUCAUCGGUAUUUGAAUCGUUCUUUUAACACACAAUAUUGCCAUUGUUUACAAAAUCAUCCUCUAUAACUCUUUCAAUUAAACAAAUUAAAUUUGUUAAUACAGCUUGCUAGUAAACAAGGCAAUACCUCAUUGAAGCUAAACCUGCCAUUAUGCAUAGAAAAAAAAGAAUGUGGCAAUAUCUAUUUCACUAUCAUUUGUGAAGAACCUGAAUAAAUGUUUAAUUUAUAGACUAGAUUUCUAUUCUCUCCCUUUUUUUUUUUAACCUAGUUGUGUUAAGAAAAUGGAUCAGUCUCAUCAGUAAAUUGAUGGAUGGUUGUCUAUCUCAUAAUCCGUGUCAUCCAAAUGAAAAGAUGCUGCUGUUGGAAAUAUUUCACAUGUACACUAUAAUUUUCUCUUCUUUCUUUGAAACAUUAAUGGAAAGGGACAGGAGAAUGAUUGAUUCCUUAAUUGUGAAAUAGCUUAACAAUAUUUGUAGCUAUGGAUAAGGCAAAAAAUCUACA
Parasteatoda tepidariorum (common house spider) is the source of this 3562-nucleotide messenger RNA. RefSeq names its product dual specificity protein phosphatase 3. The record is from RefSeq and is a predicted model, not a curated record. Gene Ontology annotation, molecular function: protein tyrosine/serine/threonine phosphatase activity; MAP kinase phosphatase activity. NCBI's taxonomy places the organism in Eukaryota, Metazoa, Arthropoda, Arachnida, Araneae, Theridiidae. Gene Ontology annotation, cellular component: cytoplasm. Gene Ontology annotation, biological process: negative regulation of MAPK cascade; protein dephosphorylation.